Messenger RNA from Chionomys nivalis (European snow vole), 438 nucleotides. RefSeq names its product eukaryotic translation initiation factor 1-like. The record is from RefSeq and is a predicted model, not a curated record. Gene Ontology annotation, biological process: translational initiation. Gene Ontology annotation, molecular function: ribosomal small subunit binding; RNA binding; translation initiation factor activity. Lineage: Eukaryota; Metazoa; Chordata; Mammalia; Rodentia; Cricetidae. The coding region runs from base 1 to 438 and encodes 145 amino acids. Gene Ontology annotation, cellular component: eukaryotic 43S preinitiation complex. The transcript is spliced from 2 exons.
AUGGAAAUUAACUUGUAUCAUAUUACUAAAAUACAACACUCAGUCCCCUUUGCCCGCCUUCUCCCGCAGUUGCCUUCUGCAAGCCGAGGAAAAGGAAUCGUAUUGUAUCAGAACCUCCACUCUUUUGACCCCUUUGCUGAUGCAAGUAAGGGUAAUGACCUGCUUCCUGCUGGCACUGAGGAUUAUAUCCAUAUAAGAAUUCAACAGAGAAACGGCAGGAAGACCCUUACCACUGUUCAAGGGAUCGCUGAUGAUUACGAUAAAAAGAAACUAGUAAAGGUGUUUAAGAAGAAAUUUGCCUGCAAUGGUACUGUAAUUGAGCAUCCAGAACAUGGAGAAGUAAUUCAGCUACAGGGUGACCAGUGCAAGAACAUAUGUGAGUUCCUAAUAAAGAUUGGACUGGCUAAGGACAAUCAACUGAAGGUUCACGGGUUUUAA